UUAUAUCCACACCCCUAUUUUCAAGUCUUAAUUAUGAUUCUUGGUUUUUCUGUCCCUUCCUGGGUCACUAACUACUGCUCAAAACUGUUCAGGUGUCAACAAUAUCAGCUCAUCAAGAACAUCUGUAUUGUGCCUCUUUUCGGGAGGAAUUGCAUCAGGCGCCUCAACUGUCUUUGAUCUGUAUGUAACCAUGUUAAAAAACAUUAGAUCUGCCUUUGAUCAAGUGCAGAUCAAAGUGGAGUAGGAAAUAAGAGUAAGGAAAUAUAGAAUGUGUACAGGAAUUAGAACUUCGAACUGUGGAUGGUAGCAUUGCACAUCGCAGUGUGCACCCUGCCAGCGAUUACUAGAAGGAGAAGCGUCAAGACGGCAUUAAUGCAACUUAAAGCAUUUAAACACCACAGAAGAAGAAGGUGAUAAGGACUUUGAGGUGAGAGGAUAAGAUAAUAGAAGGGAACAAUGAAAAGCUGUCAAACAUCAAAGAAAAGCCACCUGCCAACAACAACACCACAAACAAAACAACACAGAACCUGCUAUGACAACUAACCCGAAAACACCAAGGAAGAACAUUGAGCAAACUGAGUAGAUGUGAAGAAAAUGCCUGCUUACAAGUGCAAAAAUGAGAAGGAAAUGACAGCGUCUUUUCAUCAAGAACUGGAGGCCGUCAAAGCAACCAACGUCAGUCUGCGACAAAAGCUGAGCAUUUUGGAGAAGUUUGUUUAUAACCUUGACGCUCAGUCCGAGAGGUUGAGUGCCAGUCUGGCUAAAGAGACCAAGAAGAAUCGCUCUCUCGCCCAAGAGAACAAGUGUCUCACUGCUAAGGUGCAGAGGGAGCGCGCCUUGAGACAGGAGAUGAAUGAUUACUUGCAAAAAGUAAAAAACACCUAUCAACAGAAGCAUAAUGCUCUUUAUCAAAACCUGGAGAUUCUGAAAGCAGCUGACCACAGGCUGUCUGACAUUAAGGACGUGAAGCUGUCUGCUAAGAUGUCUACAGAGAACCAAAAGGAUGAGUCUCUGUUCAAAGAAAAUAAAUCUCUUGUUCAUUCAAAAAUGCCUGAAAUUGCUCAGCUGCAGAAGAAACUCACCUUGAGACUGGAGAAGCAGGUCGACCAAGAGCAGGCCAGUACUGCCACAGAUGAUCUCUGUCGAGAGCUGGAGGCUCUGAACGCAACAAUCCUUGAGCUCUAUACCAAACUCCAGACUGGGACAAAGAGGAAAAAGUCACUGACCAAACUGAAGGAUUCUCUCAAUGCUAUGCAGCAGAAGGAGUCCACCUCGAGAGAAGAGUUGCAGAAGGAGCGCACCUCGAGAGAAGAGCUGGAGAGGGAGCACACCUUGAGAGAAGAGCUGCAGAAGGCACACAGCUUGAUAGAAAAGCUCGAGAGGGAGCACACCUCAAGAGAAGAGCUGGAGAAGGAGCACACCUCGAGAGGAGAGCUGCAGAAGGAGAAUACCUCGAGAGAAGAGCUGGAGAAGAAGCACACCUCGAGAGGAGAGCUGCAGAAGAAGCACACCUCGAGAGGAGAGCUGCAGAAGGAGCACACCUCGAGAGAGGAGCUGAGCGAGUGCUUUCAAAAAGAAAAAGACGCUUAUCAGCAGCAGCUUAAGGCUCUCCAUCAGGAACUAGAGGAUCUGAAAGCAGCCAACCACAAGUUGUCAAACAGACUUUAUAUGGAGGAGGCCCAAAAUAAGAAGCUGUCUGCUGACAUGGCCACAGAAACCAAAACGAAGGGGUCUCUGUCCAAAGAAAAUGAGUCCCUUACCAAAGAACUGCUUGAGGAACGAACCAGGCUGGAGAAAGAGAUGAAGGCCCAUAAGGGUCUUUCAGAAGUGUUCAAGUCUCAAAGCACUUUGUUGCAGAAGGAGCAUGCACUCAGACUGGAGCUGACUGAGGCUGUUCAGAAAGCAACAGAUGGCCUAAAGCAUGAGGUUGAGGCUCUGCAUCGGGGAAUGGGGACCCUGAAAGCAGCAAACCUUGAGCUCUCCACUAAACUCCAGAAUGAGACGGAGCAGAGCAGUAAGCUUCAGGCUCUAAAUGCUAGGCUCUCUACCAGGCUCAAGACUGAGAUCGAAAAGAGCAAGUCUCUGUCCAAACAGGAGGAGUCUCUCAUUGCUAAGCACCAGGGGGAGCACACCUUGAGACUUGAUCUAAGGGAGUGCUUACUAAAAGAAAAAGACACCCUUCAGCGGGAGAUUGAGACUCUCCACCAGGAACUGGAGGCCCUAAAAGCAGCCAAUCAUGAUCUGUCAAACAGACUCAGCAUUGGGAAUGAAGCCACUUGCAACCUUGAGGCUCAAAAUAAGAAGCUGUCAGCCAACCUGGCUACAGAGAUCAAAAAGAAUGAGUUGUUAGUCAAAGAAAAGGAAUCUCUCACCAAAGACCUACAGAGGGAGCGCAGUUGGAGACUGGAGUCAGAUUCCAGACAGACCAAUACCAUGAUAGAGGCUCUCUGUCAGGAGUUGGAGGCCCUCAAAGCAGCCAACCAGAGGCUGUCAAAGAGGUUAAACAUGGAGAAGGAGACCACGUACAACCUCAAGGUUCAAAACAACAAGCUGUCUGCCGACAUCGCCACAAUGGCCAACAAGAACGAGUCUCUGUCUAAAGUGAAGGAGUCUCUCACCAAUGAGGUCCAGAAGGAGCACAGCCGGAAACUGGAACUGAUGAAUCAAUUAGAGAAGCAUAAAUUGGACCAUCAGCAGGAGGCCAAGGCUGUCAAACAAGUAUGCGCUGUGCAAGAGGCUCUCUUUCAGGAGUUGGAGGUCCUGAAAGCAUCAAACCUCGAGUUCUCCAUCAAAUUCCAGACUGAGGCCCAGCUCAGUGGUAACCUCCAUGCUCUAAAUGCCAGGCUGUCUAAGGAGAACACGUCUCUGUCGAAACAGAAGGAGUCUCUGGCCAAAGAGCUGCAGGAGGAGCGGUUUAGGCUGGAGACAGAGAAGAAAACUAACAUUUCUCUUUUCACUAAGAUGCAGGAAGAGUCUGCGUUAAGGCUGGACCUGCAAGUAGAGUUGGCAAAACAGAGGAGGGCCAAUCAGCAGGAAACUGACGAUGUCAAACAGGACAGCUCCGCUAUUCGCUGCGUCUAUUGCUGUGUUACAGAAGAAAUAAUGAACUCUCAGAAAAUGUCAAUGGGCUCAAUGCAGGCAUUGUAACUUCUGCAGUCAGUGAGUGUGGAACAUCUCCGCAUCUUUGGCUGACAGCUCACAGCUGUCCCUCCCUUGACUUCUAUUAUGCAACCUUUUUUUUUUUUUUGCCAAAUCACCAUAACUUUCUCUAACUUUGAUCAGUCAUCUGAAAAUAGGAAUCAGAAACACAGAGGCUGUUUUAUCAUUCAUCACUGAUCAGUUUGGUCUUUGGUCUUGAUAGGUCAGGACCCAAAAGUAGGUCGUGGGACUGGACAAAACAAAUACCAAUCAAUGCUCCUCUCCACAGACAGUGAGCUGCAGGACAUCGGCCACCAGACUGUACAAAACAACCGAAAAAUCAGUCUCUCAUCGACUGAUUCAGGAGCUUUGUCUGGAUGACGGAGGUUGAAUGCAUUUUUCAGAGUCAAAAAAAGACCAGUGCAUCAGUAUAUGUCGCGAUUGACAGCAAGAAAGGAAGGAAGAUGGAAAUAAUUAUACAAUUGACUGAAAAGCAGUUUCAUGGUGAGGUGUGUCCUGUUACCUCCGUGACUGCAAAGGUUGAAUUUGCUUUUGGUGGCUUUUUUUUUUUUUUUUUUUAAAUAAAUAAAGAAUUUGGUGAUGUUUAUUUAUCAUGAUUUUGAGUCUGUCCUAUUAUUUUGGGCCCCUGAAAGUGGGCAAUAAUGUAUAGAAAUGCUUUUUGUUUUGUUCAAUCCCUACAAGGCAAAUAUAUAUAUAUAUACAUGCCUAACUGUAAAUGUCUAAAAAUACCCCAGUGAAACAGUGGCAACAAAUCAUUAUGUGGGUUUUUCUUCCUCCCAGUUCAAUUUCUCAGGCGUCACCCGUCAACCUGGAGGACAGAAGACGCACUCGGUCGACAGUAAGUGUUUCCCUAUUUGGACUAAAGCCUCUUGACCUGUCGACUUUAGUGUGAGCUCACUGACCGACAGUCAGAGCACUUUGUGUAACAGCGUCAGUAGACACAUGGAUCAGCCUAUUUAGGAUUAUCUUACAUUUACUUUGUACUGUUGCAACUCGGCAUGGGAUAA
This is a messenger RNA of Solea solea (common sole), 4166 nucleotides long. RefSeq names its product trichohyalin-like. The record is from RefSeq and is a predicted model, not a curated record. The transcript has a single exon. NCBI's taxonomy places the organism in Eukaryota, Metazoa, Chordata, Actinopteri, Pleuronectiformes, Soleidae. The coding region runs from base 595 to 3147 and encodes 850 amino acids.